AUGUCUUCCUCAAAGCUCCGGUCUACUAUGCCACUUCGACCCAAAAGCGGACAGAUUAGAAGAAAAGCUUUAAACGACCUGGCGAGAGAUAAAAAAGAGAACAAAAGAAUCGAGAUAUUGAAUGAAUUAAGAGCUGAUAAAGCGCGUUUCCUAAAAGAAGACGCUCGUUAUCCUCGCAUUUUACGUUUAAAAGCUUCUCUUCAAUCGUUGCGUGAAACUAAGACGUUCGUCACAAGUCACAGAGAAGAAAACAUUGAUGGAUCAUUUAAUCAACACCUUCUAUCUGUCUAUUCAGAACUCACUUCUUCUCUUCAAGAGAACUUCAAUACCUUGAUUCUCAUAAGAAGAAAAAGAGGUGCACUUCGCGCUUCACUUCUCCAUCAUUCUCUUCGAAAACUUGAAUGGAUGAUUUCAAAUCUGGUUUUUCUAAAUAGUGAAAGAAUCAUCACACUUCUCGAUGAUUGUGCUAUAGGCUAUGAAGAUCUCAUUUCAGAACUCACUGCUUCUUUGGUAGAGGACCAGUUUGACGAUAAUAGAGAGAAACAUGAAGUCUUCUUAAGUUUCAGAGGAGUUGACACACGUGCAUCUUUCAUUUCACAUCUCCGUGCUUCUCUUCAAAACGAUGGAAUCUCCGUUUUCAUAGAUGAUGAUUCGCUUCAGAGAGGAGAUCACAUUGCAACCUCACUACUGCAAGCAAUUGAAGACUCUCGGAUCUCUGUGAUUGUUUUUUCAAGAAAUUAUGCAGAUUCGAGAUGGUGUUUGGAAGAAUUGGUGAAAAUAAUGAAGUGUCGCAGAACCGUAGGGCAAGUGGUGCUUCCAGUGUUCUAUGAUGUAGAUCCAUCUGAAGUUCGUCACCAAACUGGUGAGUUUGGAGAAGCAUUUCAAACUCUUUUGAAUAGGAUUUCAAAGGGCAACAAAAAAAAGUCUUUGAAAUGGAGAGAAGCACUUCGUCAAGCGGCUGGCCUUGCUGGUUUCGUGGUUCUAGAUUCAAGGAAUGAAAGGGAGGCUAUCAAUCAUAUUGUUGAAAAAGUUACUCUUUUGCUUGACAAAACACAGUUGUUUGUUGCUGAUAAUCCAGUGGGAGUUGAAUCACGAGUGCAAGAAAUAAUUCGGCAGCUAGACAUCCAACAAUCAAAUAAUGUUCUACUUCUAGGGAUGUGGGGUAUGGGGGGAACCGGUAAAACAACCAUUGCGAGAGCCAUUUACAACAAAUUUGGCUGCAAUUUUGAAGGUAGGAGUUUCAUUGCAAAUAUUAGGGAAACUUGGGAAGGAACUACUGGAAAAGUGUCUUUACAAGAACAACUUCUGUUUGAUAUCUUCAAAGAAACAAAAAUCAAGAUACAAAGCAUUGAGUCUGGGAAAACUACAUUGAAGGAUAAGCUCUCUCGUAAAAGAAUACUUCUUAUACUUGAUGAUGUGAAUAGUUUGGACCAACUAAAAGCUUUGUGUGGAAGUCGUGAAUGGUUUGGUUCUGGGAGUAGAAUAAUAAUCACAACCAGAGAUAAAGAUAUGCUUAGAGGGCUAAGCGUUGACAAAGUUCACACAAUGAAAGAAAUGGAUGAAAAUGAAUCAAUUGAGCUUUUUAGUUUGAAUGCAUUCAAGCAACCUAGUCCCAGAAAACAAUUUGCCGAAAUUUCUAGAGAAAUUGUUGAGUACUGUGGGGGAUUGCCACUAGCUUUAGAAGUCCUCGGUUCCUAUUUGUUUGACAGGGGACUAUCAGAUUGGAAAAGUGUAUUGGAGAAAAUAAAAAUAAUUCCCAAUGAUCAAGUACAACAGAAGUUAAAAAUCAGCUAUGAUGGUUUAAAUGACGAUACUGAGAAAGAAAUAUUUCUUGACAUAGCUUGUUUCUUUAUUGGAAUGGACCGAAAUGAUGUGAUACAAAUAUUAAAUCCAUGUGGACUUUUUGCAGAAAUUGGAAUAAGUGUGCUUGUUGAGCGAAGCCUGGUAACUGUUGAUGAUAAGAACAAGCUUGGAAUGCAUGAUUUGUUACGAGAUAUGGGAAGAGAAAUCAUUCGUGAAAAAUCACCAAAAAAGCCUGAGGAGCGUAGUAGGUUAUGGUUUCAUCAGGAUGUUCUCGAUGUUUUAUCUGAUCGAAAUGGAACAAAUGUUGUUGAAGGACUAGCUUUGAAGUUUCCAAUAGCUAAUUCAGAAUGUUUUAGCACUAAAGCAUUUAAGAAGAUGAAGAAACUCAGAUUGCUUCAACUUGUUGGAGUAGAACUUGAUGGAGAUUUUGACUAUCUUUCCAGAAAUUUAAGAUGGCUAUGUUGGAAUGGAUUUCCUUUAACAUGCCUACCUUCAAAUUUUUAUCAAGGAAAAUUAGUUUCCAUAGAGUUAGAAAACAGUAAUAUGAGAUUUGUGUGGAAAGAGGCCCAGAGAAUGGAGAUGCUGAAAAUCUUAAACCUUAGUCAUUCUCAUUAUUUGACGCAAACUCCAGACUUCUCAAAUUUGCCUAAUCUUGAAAAGCUAAUACUUGUAGAUUGUCCAAUGUUAUCUGAGGUUUCCAAGAGCAUUGGAGAUCUCAAGAAAAUUCUUCUAAUAAAUUUGGAAGACUGUAUUAGCCUAUCUAAUCUUCCAAGAAGCAUUUAUAAGUUGACAUCUCUUAAAACUCUAAUUCUCUCAGGGUGUUUAAUGAUUGACACAUUGGAAGAGGACAUAGAACAAAUGAAAUCUUUAACGACUCUGAUUGCAAAUAACACUGGAAUAACAAGAGUUCCAUUUUCUAUUGUGAAAUCAAAAAGCAUUGGCUACAUUUGUUUGUGCGGCUAUGAAGGUUUCUCACGGGAUGUGUUUCCAGCUAUCAUUUCGUCUUGGAUAUCUCCAACAAAUAAUCUUACAUCACAAUUUCAAACUUCUAUUAUGUCAUCUCUUGCUUCUUUAGAUGUACCACAUAGUAGUUCCCAGGAGCUAUCAUCGAUUUCCAAGUACCUUCCAAGUCUCAGAAGUCUUUGGGUGGAAUGCAGCUCAGAAGAUCGGCUUUCUCUUGAUACAACAAUAAUUUUAGAGGCAUUAUAUGCCAUAAAUUCUCGAGAAUUGGAACCAAUGGCAACCACAUCACAAGUAUCAAAAAAUUCCUUGAAAUCUCUUUUCAUUCAACUGGGAAUGAAUUGCCAAGUUGCCAAUAUUCUGAAAGAGAAAGUUUUACAGUAUAUGACUGGCGAUGAGAGCGGUGGUUGUGUGCUUCUGGGUGAUAAUUAUCCCGAUUGGUUAAGCUUCAAUUGUGAUGGUUCUUCGGUAACUUUUGAAGUUCCUCAAGUAGAAGGGCAUAACUUGAAGUCAAUGAUCUGCAUUGCCGAUUCAUCAACUCCGGAUAACAUAACAUCGGAUGGUCUUAAAAAUGUGUUAGUGAAAAAUUACACAAAGGCCACCAUUCAGCUCUAUAAGAAAGAGACAUUAGCUUCCUUUAAGGAUGAGGAGGGGGAGAGAGUAGUAUCAAGUAUAGAUCCUGGAGACAGAGUGGAAGUUGUUGUUGUUUUUGGGAAUGGUUUCAUUGCGAAGCAAACUACAGUUUAUCUCGUAUAUGAUGAACCGAUGGGAGAAAAAAGGGAACAAUGGGAAGCACCAGAAGAAAAUACGGUUGCUUGUAGUGUUGAUGAAAAUGAAAUCAUACUAUGCGAAGCACUAGAAGAAAAUAUGGUUGCUUGUAGUGUUGAUGAAAAUGAAAGAAUACAAUGCGAAGCACCAGAAGGAAAUAUGGUUUCUUGUAGUGUUGAUGAAAAUGAACGCAUACUAUGCGAAGCACCAGAAGGAAAUACUAUUUCUUCUAGUGCUGAUGAAAAUGAAAGCAUACAAUGCGAAGCACCAGAAGAAAAUGCGGUUUCUUGUAGUGUUGAUGAAAAUGAAAGCAUACAAUGUGAAGCACCAGAAGAAAAUGCGGUUUCUUGUAGUGUUGAUGAAAAUGAAAGCAUACAAUGCGAAGCACCAGAAGAAAACACUAUUGCUGGUAGUGCUGAUGAAAAUGAAAGCAUACAAUGUGAAACACCAGAAGAAAACACUAUUGCUGGUAGUGCUGAUGAAAAAGAAAGCAUACAAUGCGAAGCACCAGAAGAAAAAACUAAUGCUUGUAGUGCUGAUGAAAAUGAAAGCAUGGUCAGGACAAGCUCUCCACAAGUGGAACUCGUGAAAGAAAAUGUUGUCACUGAUAAUUGUUGUGGAUUUGUCGAGAAUGGUUUUAGACAGUGGAUUACAAAUUUUAUGUGUAGAUUAGUGGAGUGUUGGAGAUAG
Messenger RNA from Lathyrus sativus (Indian pea), 4221 nucleotides. Lineage: Eukaryota; Viridiplantae; Streptophyta; Magnoliopsida; Fabales; Fabaceae. The record is from the annotation of a GenBank genome assembly.